AUGUCAGACUGUGUUCCACAACAAAAAUACUUUUAAAAAAAAGAAACCUUUCUAUUCUUAGCCAUUUUAGUAGUAAAAAAAUUAAAAAUGAUUUUUAAUGGUAAUCAAUUAGCCAAUUCAAUAUUAUAAACUCUUCGUGUUACUUCAAAAAUAAAGCCAAAAUUAGGAAUUUGUUUAGUAGGAGAUUCACCUGCAUCUAAAUCAUAUGUUAAUAGGAAAUUAAAAGCUUGUUAGGAAAUUAAUGUUGAUGCAGAAGUAUUUAAUUUUUCAGAAAAUGUUGAAUAAGAUUAAUUGAUUAAACAUAUCUAAUAAAUGAAUCAUGAUGGAAUAUUAGUGUAAGUAUUUUAAUAAAUAAAAAUAUUAAUAGUUACCAUUACCAUUACAUCUGAAUAAGUUGGAUAUCAUUCAUUCAAUUCCAUAUGAAAAAGAUGUGGACUGUUUACAUAUGCAUAAUUUAUAAAGAAUUUUAGUUUAUGGAGAAUUAUGUGAGAUGUUACCAUGUACUCCUGCAGCAGUAUUAUAAAUUUUGGAUUAUUAUGAUGUGAAUGUAAUUGGCAAGAAAGUUACAGUUAUAGGUAGAAGUUUCUUAGUUGGAUUACCAUUAUCAUUGUUAUUACAAAAAAGAAAUGCUACAGUAACUGUUUGUCAUAGAGAAACAUUAAAUUUAGAUUAACAUAUUAUGAAUGCAGAUAUUGUUAUAAGUGCAGCUGGACAUCCAAAAUUAGUUAGAAAUGUUAAAUAAGGAGCUAUAGUAAUUGAUGUUGGAAUCUCAUAAGGUGAAAAGAAAGGUAGAAUUGUUGGUGAUGUUGAUAUUGAUGUUGUUAAAAAUUAGGCAUCACUUAUUACUCCUGUUCCUGGAGGAGUUGGACCAAUGACAGUAUGUAUGUUAAUGAGAAAUCUGUGUAAUAUUUGGAAGAAGAAAUAAGGAUAGCCUGUUUACAUCAAUCCGAAAUUGAGUGAUGCUUAUUUGAAUGAUUGA
Molecule: messenger RNA, 979 nt
Organism: Paramecium primaurelia
Lineage: Eukaryota; Ciliophora; Oligohymenophorea; Peniculida; Parameciidae
Source: the annotation of a GenBank genome assembly